Messenger RNA from Colletotrichum godetiae, 3126 nucleotides. RefSeq names its product amino acid adenylation domain-containing protein. The transcript has 3 exons. The record is from RefSeq and is a predicted model, not a curated record. NCBI's taxonomy places the organism in Eukaryota, Fungi, Ascomycota, Sordariomycetes, Glomerellales, Glomerellaceae. The coding region runs from base 1 to 3126 and encodes 1041 amino acids.
AUGGUUCCCUCGCGUUCGUUCCACUCGCUGGAAAACUUGUCCCUGGCGGACAGAGUUCUCUUCAACCAAUUCAGCAGAGGACCGAGCGAUGUGAUACCCUACCACGUCGUCCACCACGCCUUCGAGUCCAUCGCGGCAGCACAUCCUGACGCCACGGCUGUCCGAAACUACGAUGGCACGACCAUCACAUACCGGGAGCUCAACCGCAGGGCCAACGUGCUCGCCAACGAGCUCAGAGGAACAUACGGCCUCAGGAAAGGAGACCGUGUAGUCCUCGUCUACUCUCGCUGCAUCGAAAUGGUCGUCUUCAUCUUUGCUGUUCUCAAGGCUGGUGGUCAGUAUGUCCCUCUCGAUGGUGGCAUCAUCCCCGAAGACACACUCGGCUACGACAUUGUCGACUCCAACGCGCCGGUUGUGCUGUGCCUUCCCAAGUUCAGGGAGAAGGUGCUGCGCAGCAUCCCCUCUGAAAGGCAGGACCUUGUCAGGGUGGUUGACCUCGACGGGAACAGUUGGCUGUGGAAGCACGGCAACAAUGGACACCCCGGUGUCAUUGUCAAGCCAGGGGAUGGAGCCUACGUGAUCUACACCUCGGGCACUACCGGGCGACCCAAGGGAGUGGAUGUGAGACACGAGGGCGUUACCAACACCCUUCUAGCGGAGCCUUCCAAGCUGGGCAUCCGCGUCGGAAAGAACGUAGCGCAACAGUUGAACGUCGGGUUCGAUAUGUGCGCGUGGGAGAUUCUCGGCACGAUGAUGAACGGAGGAACACUUCACAUCAGAGGCAGCGGCAAUGAUCUCUGGACGGAUUGCCUGCAGCGUGUCGACACUGUCAUCGCGACACCAUCCGUGGUCCUCAAGCAUAUGCCCAGGCGUGAGGACUUCCCCAACAUCAGGACCAUUGCAGUCGGCGGCGAGCCCUGCCCAUUGGCCCUCGCCGAGCAGUGGGCGCCCUUCGUCAAGUUCUGGAACGUAUGCGGUCCUACCGAAAUCAGCAUUCUCAACACCGCGCAUCUUCAUAAGCCGGGCAAGACUUUGUCGAUUGGCAAGCCUAACCCCAACACCAACGUCUACGUUCUCGACGAAGAUGAGAACCCUGUCAAGAUUGGCGAACCUGGCGUCAUGUGGGCCGGCGGCCCAGGCGUUUCUAGGGGGUAUCUCAACUUGCCGGAGUUGACGGCACAAAGAUAUAAGGUCGACAAGUUCGCAAAGGAUGGUCGUAUGAUGUUCAACACUGGCGACCUCGCCCGCUGGCUCGAAGACGGUAGCUUGGAGCCCCUCGGCCGAAAAGACGACCAGGUCAAAAUUUCUGGUUUCCGCGUCGAGCUCGAUGGCGUCUCUCGCGCUAUUGAAAAAUGCCCUGGCGUUGUCAAGGGAUGUGCGCUGAAAAUCGACGAUCGUCUGUGGGGCUUCUACUCUGCCCCUGCGCCGAUCGACGAAGCUCAGCUGAAGACUGUCGUCGGCGAGGGCCAACCGUUCUACGCCGUCCCGACCGUCUGGAAGUACCUCCCCAUCAUCGAGCUAACCCCCAACGGCAAGGUCGACAAGCGGGCCCUCCGCGACAUCGCCUCCGGCGCGGCCCAGGUUCCGCCGCCGCUGCCUCUGGCCGAUAUUCCGACGGGCAUGUCAACGCCCCAGGAAUCGUCGAGCGCCUCGUCCAUCAAGACGGCCGUAAGCCCUACCAGCGAAGGCGGUUUCACCCUCGUGGACUCUCGCACCUUCACCGUCGUCGACUCUCAGAGAAACAUCGACCUGGAGAAGACAGCCGCAUUCGUCGAGGAGGAGGCCGAGAAGGAGGAACAGGAGUACGAGCUCCCUUCCAAGAAGGGCUUCCACGGCUGGAGAUGGAUCCGCCACCGCGGACUCAACGCCUACCGCAAGCUCUUUGGCGUCAUCUUCGUCUCCAACCUCGCCGUCUUUGUGUGGAUGCUGUACGAGAGCCGCAACAGCAACUUCUCCCUGCCCCUGAACCACCUGGCCACCGCCGUCGCCGCCAACCUCCUCGGCGCUGUCCUCCUGCGCCAGGACUACGUCGUCAACUUCAUCUUCUGGCUCUGCUCCCGCGUGCCCACCUCCAUGCCGCUCGCCAUCCGCAGACACUUUGCGCGUGUCUACCACAAUGGCGGCGUCCACUCGGGCUGCGCCGUCUCUGCCACCGUGUGGUGGGUCAUCUUCACGGGCGCCGCAACCGGCAACUUCAUCGCGCCGCAGUCCCUCUACUCCGUCAACCUCCUCACUUUGGUCCUAACCUACCUCAUCCUGCUCCUUCUCCUCAUGAUUCUAGUCAUGGCCUACCCCACCAUCCGCGCCAAGAUGCACGACCAGUUCGAGUGGACGCAUCGCUUCGCAGGCUGGUCCGCCCUCGCCCUCGUAUGGGCCCAUGUCAUCGCGACCGCAGCCUCUAUGUCCGUCGAACCCCUCGGCCCGGCUCUGGCCAAGACCCCCGCGCUCUAUCUCGUGGCCCUCACCUCACUCAGCAUCGCGCUCCCUUGGAUGCGACUUCGCCGUGUCAAAGUCGUCCCCGAGCCGCUCUCCAAGCACGCCGUCCGCCUGCACUUUGACUUCUGUACCCCGGGACCAUGCACCUCGCGCGGCGUCCGCAUCACGGAUAGACCCAUGGUCGAAUGGCACGCUUUCGCCGCCAUCCCUGAGCCGAGCGGCAAGGGCUUCUCCAUCGUGGUCUCCAAGGCCGGCGACUGGACCAAGCGCAUCAUCGAGAACCCGCCCACCUCGAUCUGGACACGCGGCACACCCGCCUCCGGCGUCCUUGCCGUCGCGCCCCUCUUCAAGAAGAUGGUCCUCGUGGCAACGGGCUCCGGUAUUGGACCCUGUCUGCCUGUUCUCAUGGAGCGUCGGGUCCCCGCACGCGUCGUUUGGUCGACGAAGAACCCGCUCAAGACGUACGGCCAGGGCGUCAUGGAUUUGAUUCUCAAGGCGGACCCAGACGCGUUGAUUUGGGAUACGGAUGAGCGCGGUAGGCCUGAUUUGGUGCAGUUGGCGUAUAAUGUGUAUAAGGAGAGCGGGGCCGAGUGUGUUGCGAUUAUUUCCAACGGGCCUACUGUGAAUAAGUUUGUGUAUCGGAUGGAAGCGAGGGGGAUUCCUGCGUUUGGACCGAUUUGGGAUUCAUGA